Messenger RNA from Panicum hallii, 1697 nucleotides. Its product is annotated as hydroxycinnamoyltransferase 2-like. The record is from RefSeq and is a predicted model, not a curated record. The coding region runs from base 71 to 1408 and encodes 445 amino acids. NCBI's taxonomy places the organism in Eukaryota, Viridiplantae, Streptophyta, Magnoliopsida, Poales, Poaceae. Gene Ontology annotation, molecular function: acyltransferase activity, transferring groups other than amino-acyl groups. The transcript is spliced from 2 exons.
GUCCUACACUCCCUUCCUCGACGACCCCUCAACCUCAGGCGUCAGCAGCCAACACGCAGGCGCAGGCAGCAUGGUGAACGAGGCCAUCAAAGAGCACGGCGGCCACGAGGUGGCCGUCACGGUGGCGCCGGCGCUGCCGGUGCAGGGGUGCCGCCUGGCGCUGUCCAACCUGGACCUCCUCCUGCCGCCGCUCGACGUCAGCCUCUUCUUCUGCUACCCCCACCCGGCGCCCACCGUGGCCGCGCUCAAGGAGGCGCUGGCCAAGACGCUGGUGGCGUACUACCCGCUGGCCGGCGAGGUGGUGCCCAACGCCGACGGCGAGCCGGAGCUGCUGUGCAACGGCCGCGGCGUGGAUUUCACGGUGGCGACCGCGGCCGGCGUCGAGCUGCGGGAGGUCCAGCUGGGCGCCGUGGACGAGGGCGUUGAGAAGCUGGUGCCCGCCAAGAAGGCUGGCGGUGUUGUGGCAGUUAAGGUGACCAAGUUCGGGUGCGGCGGCGCCGUCGUUGGCUGCACCUUCGACCACCGCGUCUGCGACGCCUACUCCUUCAACAUGUUCCUCGUCGCGUGGGCCGCGGCCGCCCGUACUGGAAGCCCCGCAGCGCCGGCCCCGUCCUUCCGCCGCUCCCUCGUCGCCCCGCGCGACCCGCCGCUGCGCGCGCCGUCCACCGACGCCCUGAUCGACCGCCUGUUCUGCCCGCGCAGCGCCGCGCCGCCCCCACCUGCCGUCGCCGCGAGUUCGGUCAACCGGAUCUACCGCGUAUCCGCCGCGGAUAUCGCUGCGCUGAAGGCGUCGGCGGGGCCGGGGCGCACGAAGCUGGAGGCGUUCACGGCGCACCUGUGGCGGCUGUGCUCCAGGGCGGCCUCCCCGCGCCAGAGCCAGUGCUGCAUGGGCGUGGUCGUGGACGGGCGCACCCGCAUGUCCCCCGACGGCGCCAUGAGGGUCUACUUCGGCAACGUGCUCACCAUCCCCUACGGCGUCACCGGCUCGGAGGACCUCCGCCGCAUGAGCCUUGCCGACGUGGCGGGCGACGUGCACCGGUGGGUGGCGGAGGCCGCCACCGGCGAGCACUUCCGGGGUCUCGUGGACUGGGUGGAGGCGCUGCGGCCCAAGCCGGCGGCGGCGAGGGCGUACCUGGGAGGCACCGGCGGGAACGAGGCGAUGGCGUGCAUCGUGUCGUCCGGGAUGAGCUUCCCCGUGGGGAAAGCGGACUUCGGGACGGGGCUACCCGCGUUCGCGUCGUACCACUUCCCGUGGCCCGCCGGCGCCGGGUACGUGAUGCCGAUGCCGAGCGCGCGCGGGGACGGCGACUGGGUGGUGUACGUGCACGUGGCUCCGGAGCUGGCCAAGGUGAUGGAGGAGGAGCCCACCGUGUUCCAAGCCCUGGAGAACAGCUACGUGUUCCAGUGACGUGGGUAAAGGCUGUGUGCUACCUGUGAUGCUAAUGUGUGUCAUGGAUAUCUUCCUGCAUGCUACGUGUUUCAGUAAUCUGUAGACUGUAGUGUGAUGCUAAGUAUGUUUCCAAAAAAUAAUACUAGUACUCUAUAGAUGCUUUCUAAAUUAUGCCCGGAAAUAUAUGUAGAAUAUGUAAUGGUGACAAACAGUGUUACUACUACUAAUGUAAUGGAUUGACUGUGUCAUAAAAUGUGAGGUUUAUGAGAAUCGUUCAUGGUGUUUCAGAUACGGACCACCACCCCCA